CUGCGUGCUUACAUAGACGGCAAAACGCCUGGGGAAUCGUAGGGAAGAGGAAGCCAGCCGGCUCUCUGUCUGCCUGCUCCAACUUCCUGCUCAGAAAGAGAAAAAGAAGCCAGGAUCCUAUUUCAGUCCAGCAGAGCCGUGUAGCCUAGCUAGACGGCAGUCAGUCAGCAUGGAAAAACAAGGGGUCAUACACAUUUCAUCAUAAACGUUUUCAAGGAGUGGAAGGAAAGGCAAACAAGAGAUCGCAGGUAUGGACAGUGCCAUCACGUUGUGGCAGUUCCUGUUGCAGCUGUUGUUGGACCAGAGCCACAAGCACCUGAUCUGCUGGACGUCGAACGACGGGGAGUUUAAACUGCUCAAGUCUGAGGAGGUGGCCAAGCUGUGGGGGCUCCGCAAGAACAAGACUAAUAUGAACUACGACAAGCUGAGCAGAGCCCUGAGAUACUACUAUGACAAGAACAUUAUCAAGAAGGUGAUCGGACAGAAGUUUGUCUACAAGUUUGUCUCGUUCCCGGAAAUCUUAAAGAUGGACCCAGCAGCAGUAGAGAUGGGCUUGGCUUCCGGUCGGGUGACGCUCCACGAAGACCAGGACUUCCAGGACCUGGAUGUAGAGGAGGAGGAGGAAGAAGAGGAGGUGCAGCAGCAGAGGAGGGCCCUGGGGGCGGCGUUGGAGGUGGCUGCGGCGGCCCAGCAGGCUGCGUGUCAUAACAAGUACUUCGGCCCUGGCCUCUACUCCUCCUUCAGCAUCAACACCCUCCAUUCUCCUCCAGAGGAGCUGCUCCGGGCCCUGAGGGAGAGACAGCAGGACGAGGCCCGCUCCGGAGUCAUCCGAUUUGGGACGGGUACCACCGAGAAUACUCCACCCUCACCGUCCCUCAUCAAGCCUGAGCCUUCAUCACAAUCCUUCAGCACCCACAGGCCAGCCAAAUCCUCCCCUCUCCACCAUUACACCCACCACCAACACCAGCGCCACUCCCCGCCCUCCUCCUCCCCCCACAGCCAUAACCCCCAGCCAGGGCCAGGCCGAGGAGGCUGGAGCCCAGAGGCUGAAGAAGAUGAGGAGGGGGAGGACUCAGACCAGGGAGCCCAGCCUCUGAAUCUCUCUUCUGGGCAUAGAGAGAGAGAGCAGGCCCUGCAGCCUCCGGAGAAGAGGACCAGUGGUGGUAGUAGAGUUAGUGGUAGUAGUCAUGGAGACAGUUGUCAUGGACUCCCACCCAAAACCAAUAAGCCCAAAGCCCUAGAGAUCUCCGCCCCCUCCCUGCUCUUGACAGGAAGUGACAUCGGCUCGAUAGCCCUCAAUAGCCCCGCCCUACCGUCCGGAUCCCUCACCCACGCCUUCUUCACUGCACAGACUCCAUCUGGUCUGCUGCUGGGCCACAGCUCUCUGUUAUCAGGUGUCCACUUCUGGAGCAGCCUAAGUCCCGCAGCCCCUCUGAGCCCGGCCAGGCUUCAAGGACACGGAUCACUGUUUCAGUUCCCCAGUCUAAUGAAUGGACACCUCCCCAUGCCAAACUUGGACGGGUCCCCCUCACCCCUGCUCCUGUCCCCUGCCAAUCACAAGUCAUGAUUCAGGCUCUCAAAAACCCAAUCCAGCCCAUUGGACCAACUGCCUCCUGCAUCAGCAACUCUUCAAUGUGAAUUCCCAUCAGCCUUCACUUGAUUUUCUUCCAAAUUUGCUUAUGAUUUGGAGUCUCAACCCACCCCUCCCCCCUCAGCCAUCUCAACCCCCCCCCCCCCCCCCUCUGAACCCGCCUCCCCCAUUUUACCCCUCCAUCCAUCUCACCCCCCUCUGAACCCCCCUCCCCCAUCUCUAGAAGUAUAAUUGUGAUCAUCAUUACAGAAUGUGAAACAUUGUUGUUUUCAUUGUAUGAUAUUGAAUUGUAUUGAAUGCACUAUGCUUUUCAAAUAGCGCCGGCUGUGCCUUUUGAAAAUGAAAGACCAUUGACGUGUUUUUUGUCCCCCCCCAAAAUAUAUAUAUAUAUAUGAAGACGGGGUUCCAAAAUCAAUGAAAAAGCUUUGUAAUGUUCUUUGUAAUGUUCUUUGUAACACUUCGUAAUGUUCUUUGUAAUGUUCUUUGUAACACUUUGUAAUGUUCUUUGUAAUGUUCUUUGUAAUACUUUGUAAUGUUCUUUGUAAUGUUCUUUGUAACACUUUGUGAUGUUCUUUGUAAUGUUCUUUGUAAUGUUCUUUGUAACACUUUGUAAUGUUCUUUGUAAUGUUCUUUGUAAUGUUCUUUGUAAUGCUCUUUGUAACACUUUGUAAUGUUCUUUGUAAUGUUCUUUGUAAUACUUUGUAAUGUUCUUUGUAAUGUUCUUUGUAACACUUUGUGAUGUUCUUUGUAAUGUUCUUUGUAAUGUUCUUUGUAAUGCUCUUUGUAACACUUUGUAAUGUUCUUUGUAAUGUUCUUUGUAACACUUUGUAAUGUUCUUUGUAAUGUUCUUUGUAAUGUUCUUUGUAACACUUUGUAAUGUUCUUUGUAAUGUUCUUUGUAACACUUUGUAAUGUUCUUUGUAAUGUUCUUUGUAAUGUUCUUUGUUUAUACUGGAGCGGAUCUAUACAGUAUAUAUUCUGUAUAAUGUUAUAUUGGUCUUGUUUUGAAUAAAACUGAAGCAUUGAAUGCUGUAA
Molecule: messenger RNA, 2625 nt
Organism: Oncorhynchus mykiss (rainbow trout)
Lineage: Eukaryota; Metazoa; Chordata; Actinopteri; Salmoniformes; Salmonidae
Product: ETS domain-containing protein Elk-3
Biological process (GO): cell differentiation; regulation of transcription by RNA polymerase II
Cellular component (GO): nucleus
Molecular function (GO): sequence-specific DNA binding; DNA-binding transcription factor activity, RNA polymerase II-specific
Source: RefSeq, a predicted model, not a curated record